AUGUGGAAAGGUCACUCUACUUGUCGUCGUCCAAACCCCCGGAGAAAGCACCACUAUCAAAGAUUAUCUCCAUCUUCACUUCUAGCUGAAAAUGAAAAGAAAUUCACUCUUCUCUAUCUCGCAAUCGGAGGUGGCUCUAUCUCAAUUGGAGAACAUCGCAAGAAACUUGCUAUUGAAAAGGGUCGAGAUCCAACACCAAGCGAGUUACAUUUGCACGUCCAUACGCAUGGUAAUGAUGGAAAAUCUUUUGUUGGUGAACGCUCUCAAAUUGUCCAUGAAAAAUAUGAAGAAAUAUUACGGGAGAAAACAACCUCUCAAUAUGAUAUUGAUCAAUGUGAAGCAUACUACCAAGCUGCCGGGGGAGAAAAGAAGAAAAGAAUAUACGGUCUUGGAUCUAAAGCAAAAACUUACUACGGGCAUAAUCUUUGUGCCUCAUCAUCUGUAGCACCUUCAGUUUCACAAUCAACAUCGACAAGAAAUAUGGAUGUGUUUGUAAAGGAAAUGAUUUCUGCCCUUACUAAUCAUUUUCUUCCAGUUAUUAUGGAGCGGGUACAACAAGUGGUUACUCCCAUUGACAAUCCAUCACUUGUGACACCCAUGGUGCCUCCUGCUAUUACUAAUGAGGAGGAGGUUGAUCACGUAGUUUCAAGUGAUGAGGGUAUCCCUUAAUUAGUCUCAUGUAGAUUUAAUUUUUGAUGUUGACUGUCUUUUUGAAAAGUACAAAUUGUUGCGAUGACAAUAGUUGAUGAAUGUAGGUUCUCUUAAGAAUAGUUGAUAGAUUGCUUUUGAUGUUUUGCACCGAAAGUAUGUGAUUUGGAAUUUGCUAUCUACAACUUUUGAACCCUCUAAAUAUUAUUUUAUAUGAA
Solanum tuberosum (potato) is the source of this 866-nucleotide messenger RNA. RefSeq lists its product as uncharacterized. The coding region runs from base 1 to 669 and encodes 222 amino acids. NCBI's taxonomy places the organism in Eukaryota, Viridiplantae, Streptophyta, Magnoliopsida, Solanales, Solanaceae. The record is from RefSeq and is a predicted model, not a curated record. The transcript has 4 exons.